CGUUAAUCAGAGCGCUCUCGGAGAGGCUGGAUAAAUGUGUCAUAUGCUGACAGGAAGGUAUUUUCUAAUGAGCUGAAGGAAUCCCGCUGAGGUAUGAUGGUCGGUGAGCAGCAGGAAGGAGACACAUGUGCGGCAGAAAGGCUGCGCCUCGUCUCCCCACCUGAAAGCAGCAACCUCAGGGAAGCUUUAACUGAAAACAGAAACCCAAGAGGAGCGAAGAUGUUUGAAGCCUCAGGAAUUCCUCUCAUCCUGCUCGAUCUCGCCUGCCUUGUACUCGUUGGACUUCCGUUUUUCAUUCUUACCCCUAAACACAACCCCUUCAAGCGGGGUUUCUUCUGCAACGAUGAGUCCAUCAGAUAUCCAUUUAAAGAGGACACCAUAUCCUACCAGCUGCUCGGAGGAGUCAUGAUUCCCUUCACUAUCAUAGUUCUCACCUGCGGUGAGUUUUUAUCAGUUUACCUGUCUCGCAUCAAGAAUCGGCCUUUGGGAAAGAAAUGGGUGUUGUGCGUCUAUAAAGCUUUGGGAAGCUGCUUGUUUGGAGCUGCUGCCAGUCAGUCUCUGACUGACAUUACCAAAUACUCCAUCGGCCGACUGCGCCCGCACUUCCUGGCUGUAUGCCAACCAGACUGGGAUCGGAUCAGCUGUAAAACAGGAGGAUACAUAGAGAACUUCACCUGCACUGGAGACAAUUUUCUGGUGGCCGAAGCCAGAGUGUCCUUUUCUUCUGGCCAUGCGUCCUUCUCCAUGUACUGCAUGCUGUUCCUUGUACUGUACCUUCAAGCCAGAAUGAGGUCUAAGUGGGCACGGCUUCUGCGUCCCACCAUCCAGUUCUUCCUGAUUACCACGGCGGUGUAUGUUGGUCUGACCCGCGUGUCUGACUACAAACAUCACUGGAGUGACGUGUGCGCUGGCCUCCUGCAGGGCGGUUUGGUGGCUGUUUUCACAGUGUUCUGUGUCUCCAACUUCUUUUCACAGCCAGUGGAACCAGUGGUCACGCAGGAGGAAGAAGCCCCUCACACCAGCUUACAGGAAAACCCCAACAAUGGUAACCACUACGGCAGCACUGAAUGACGCUGGUGACUCAGAGACGUUACUCUGCUCAGCCUCCAUUGCAAAAGGACCUUAGAAUGGACCUAAAACCCAUAAAUAAACAGCAAGUCUUACAAAUUACUUGCUGCCUGUUGGGAUGCAGGUCCUGCGUCUGCUUUGUUUACAUGGGGCCAUUUCCUGCUACCUGGUGUAGCUUCAGCUGCAGACACAAGUGCACAACGCAGGAUACUUGUUGCAUAUACUUGUCUGAUUUGCCACCUUGAAUAAAAAUUCCUAUUUUUGAAGAAUACAGGUCCUUCUCAAAAUAUUAGCAUAUUGUGAUAAAGUUCAUUAUUUUCCAUAAUGUAAUGAUGACAAUUUAACAUUCAUAUAUUUUAGAUUCAUUGCACACUAACUGAAAUA
Molecule: messenger RNA, 1452 nt
Organism: Girardinichthys multiradiatus
Lineage: Eukaryota; Metazoa; Chordata; Actinopteri; Cyprinodontiformes; Goodeidae
Product: phospholipid phosphatase 1-like
Exons: 7
Coding region: 94-1071 (325 amino acids)
Biological process (GO): phospholipid dephosphorylation; phospholipid metabolic process; signal transduction
Molecular function (GO): phosphatidate phosphatase activity
Source: RefSeq, a predicted model, not a curated record